This is a messenger RNA of Chaetomium globosum CBS 148.51, 1161 nucleotides long. RefSeq lists its product as uncharacterized. NCBI's taxonomy places the organism in Eukaryota, Fungi, Ascomycota, Sordariomycetes, Sordariales, Chaetomiaceae. Gene Ontology annotation, biological process: D-sorbitol catabolic process. The transcript is spliced from 2 exons. Gene Ontology annotation, molecular function: L-iditol 2-dehydrogenase (NAD+) activity. The record is from RefSeq and is a predicted model, not a curated record. Bases 1 to 1161 code for a protein of 386 amino acids.
AUGAACGGCACCAAGACCGUCAACGGUGCCAACGGCACCAACGGCAUCAACGGCACUAAUGGUACCAAUGGCAAGCUAAAGGCGGCCAAGGCCAACAUUGGCGUCUUCACAAACCCCAAGCACGACCUGUGGAUAAGCGAAGCCACGCCGACGCUGGAGAGCGUCCAGAAGGGGGAGGAGCUCAAGGAGGGCCAGGUCACCAUCGCCAUCAGGAGCACAGGCAUCUGCGGGUCGGAUGUACACUUCUGGAAGCACGGCUGCAUCGGCCCCAUGAUCGUCGGGUGCGACCACAUCCUCGGGCACGAGUCGGCGGGCGAGAUCGUCGCGGUGCACCCGGGGGUGACGAGCCUCAAGGUGGGCGACCGGGUGGCGGUGGAGCCGCAGGUCAUCUGCAACGCGUGCGAGCCGUGCCUGACUGGCCGGUACAACGGGUGCGAGGCCGUCGACUUCCUGUCCACCCCGCCCGUGCCGGGCCUGCUGCGCCGCUACGUCAACCACCCGGCCGUGUGGUGCCACAAGAUCGGCGACAUGUCGUACGAGGACGGCGCCAUGCUCGAGCCCCUGUCUGUCGCCCUCGCCGGCCUGCACCGAGCCGAGGUCCGCCUGGGCGACCCCGUGCUCGUCUGCGGCGCGGGCCCCAUCGGCCUCAUCACCAUGCUCUGCGCCAAGGCCGCGGGGGCGUGCCCGCUGGUCAUCACCGACAUCGACGAGGGCCGGCUGCGGUUCGCCAAGGAGAUCUGCCCGGAGGUGAUCACGCACAAGGUGGAGCGCAUGUCGGCCGAGGAGGCGGCCAAGGCCGUGGUGGCGAGCUUCGGGGGCAUCGAGCCCGCGGUGGCGCUCGAGUGCACCGGGGUGGAGAGCAGCAUCGCGGCGGCCAUCUGGGCGGUCAAGUUCGGAGGCAAGGUCUUCGUCAUCGGCGUCGGCAAGAACGAGAUCCAGAUCCCCUUCAUGCGCGCCAGCGUCCGCGAGGUCGACCUGCAGUUCCAGUACCGCUACAGCAACACCUGGCCACGCGCCAUCCGCCUCGUCCAGAACGGCGUCGUCGACUUGUCCCGCCUCGUCACCCACCGCUUCGGCCUCGAGGACGCCCUCAAGGCCUUUGACGCGGCGUCGGAUCCGAAGACGGGCGCCAUCAAGGUGAUGAUUCAGAGCUUGGAUUGA